AUGGGACCAUUUGAAUCCUUGUAUGGAAGAAAAUGCCAAUUACCCAUUGGAUGGUUUGAAGUGGGAGAGGGUGCCUUAUUAUGCCCCGAGUUAGUUUUUGAGGCUUUGGAGAAGGUCAAGAUUAUUCUAGAAGGGUUAAGGACUUCCCAAAGUCGUCAAAAGUCCUAUUCGGAUGUUAGAAGAAGAGAUCUUGAAUUAGAUAUGGAAGAUUGGGUUUACUUGAAGAUUUUGCCAAUGAAAGGAGUAGUGCAUUUUGGAAAGAAGGGGAAACUUAGUCCCCGAUAUGUAGGACCAUAUAGGAUCCUAAGGCGUAUUUGUAAAGUGGCCUAUGAACUUGAGCUUCCAAUAGAAUUAGCCCCGGUUCAUCUAGUAUUCCAUGUAUCAAUGUUAAGGAAAUGUGUUGGUGAUCCCAAUACUAUUGUGCCUUUGGGUAAUGUGAGUGUUGAAGAUAACUUGACUUAUGAGGAAAUUCUGGUUGAUAUUUUGGACUGCCAAGUUAAAAGAUUAAGGAACAAGGAAGUUGCAUCCAUUAAAGUAUUUUGGAGAAACCUAGAAGUUGAAAGUGCUACUUGGGAAGUGGAGGUGGACAUGAUGAAAUGA
Messenger RNA from Solanum dulcamara, 600 nucleotides. RefSeq lists its product as uncharacterized. The record is from RefSeq and is a predicted model, not a curated record. NCBI's taxonomy places the organism in Eukaryota, Viridiplantae, Streptophyta, Magnoliopsida, Solanales, Solanaceae. Bases 1 to 600 code for a protein of 199 amino acids. The transcript has a single exon.